Messenger RNA from Seminavis robusta, 693 nucleotides. NCBI's taxonomy places the organism in Eukaryota, Bacillariophyta, Bacillariophyceae, Naviculales, Naviculaceae. The record is from the annotation of a GenBank genome assembly.
AUGAACAUCCUGGGAGCUCUUAAAUUCUGCCAGACCUUUUGGGGUGCUAUCCUUUCCGGGGAGGCGAGCAUCUAUUUUGUAUCCACUGCUGCUCCGAGCUCCACUGCUGAUUUUGCCAGGGACCAACCAAACCCAUUGGCACCCACAGCCCCCACCCCUGCAUUGACAUCCUCUUCUAGCUCUGUAUCAACCACCAUACCAACAGGCUUUCCAAUUCCUGCAAACACCAUGCCAAAACCAACAACCAUCCCUUGGACCAUGCUGAACCAACAGCCAUCCUUCCAUGCGAACCAACAGUAUCCCUUUGCCCCAGCCGGAACCAACAGCCAUCCCCUGGACCAUGCCAGAACCAACAGCAAUCCCUUUACCGUGACCCGAACCAACAGCCAUCCCUUACACAUCAGAACCAACAGCGAUCCCUUUGCCCCAGUCGGAACCAACAGCGAUCCCUUUGCCCCAGCCGGAACCAACUGCGAUCCCUCUGACCAUGCCAGAGCCAACCGCAGUCCCUUUGCCCCAGCCAAAACCAACUGCAAUCCCUUUGACCAUGCCCGAACCAACAGCCAUCCCUUACACAUCAGAACCAACAGCGAUCCCUUUGCCCCAGCCGGAACCAACUGCGAUCCCUCUGACCAUGCCAGAACCAACAGCAGUCCCUUUGCCCCAGCCAAGAACCAACAGCAAUCCGUUUGA